Messenger RNA from Brassica napus (rape), 2261 nucleotides. RefSeq names its product protein yippee-like At3g08990. Lineage: Eukaryota; Viridiplantae; Streptophyta; Magnoliopsida; Brassicales; Brassicaceae. The transcript has 6 exons. The coding region runs from base 761 to 1063 and encodes 100 amino acids. The record is from RefSeq and is a predicted model, not a curated record.
GCGCCUGCGCGGAUCAAAAUCUAGUUCUAAUUAAAAAAUAAUAAUAGCUAUGUCUAUUUUUCAUCUAAUGGUGAAUUUAUCUUCUUCAUUUUUCAAUAAAAAUCCAAGAUAAAAGUAGAAAGUAAAAUGAUAAUCAUAUGUAAAUGGUAAUUGGCUUUCCAUUCAGUUAUGCUUCUUCUCCACAUUCUUAGCGAUUAAUGCAGUAAUUUGCCUUUGAUCAGCAGGGCCAGUGUUCAGCUGGACGUGAUUCAUCAUUUUUGGAGCGUUUUCUAAGUUCGGUUUUCUUUUAUUAGUCUGAGCUCAUUUCAAUACCAUUUUUAAUCCUAUCUUAAUCAAAACUCAAAAAACUAAAGGCCCUUACUGAAGUCAUUUGAUUUCAGUUUGAAAGAUAAUCGAUAAAGAAUUUGAAGUCGUAAAGCCCAAUUGAUAAGUUGGAUAUACGUAAAAUCUAUUCAAAGCCCACCCAAAUGGCGAAACCUUGACUAGUCUUAAUCUUAACUACUUUUUACCAUCUCUCGAAAAUGUCUUAAUACUUUAUAUACUUAAGUAACGCCCCCUCGAUGUGGAUCCAAUUGAUCUCAAAACAAAUUAUUUCCGGAAUAAACCGAAUGAUGAUAUUUGUUUAAAACGUAAUAUAAAAACGCUCUCCCUCCCGCUCUCACGGACUCCAAAGCAAAAGGCUCCAAGAAUCUCUCCGACUUCUCAUCUUCCGCCUGUGUCACCGUCGCUGCAUCACCAUCUCCGGCCACCGUUGGUGGAGAUGGGAAGAAUGUUCGAGAUAGAACUCGAGGGACCCUUCUACACAUGCAUAAAGUGCCACACACAUCUCGGACUCCCCAAUGAUAUCAUCUCUAAGGAGAUUGAUCAGUUUGGUCGUUACGAAUAUGAGUUCACUAGACUCUUCAAUACAUUUCUGGGUGAAAGACCGUUCAAUUCUGCUGUGAAAGAUAUCUUUUGUGUCGGUUGUUCCAAUAUCAUCGGCAUUUAUGGCGUAACUGGGGGUUCUUACUGGGUUUUGAGGAACGAACUCCAUGGACCGGAAGGAAGCGAUGAUGAGGUUUAGGAGUUGGUAUGUGUUCAAGAAAAAAAAAAGACAAUUUGAAGUAGAAGUAUAUGUUCUUCAAUUUCAUAUUACUCAUUUACUUUGUAUAGUGUGUGAAUAGUUUCAUGAUUAGAUCACAUAUUCAUGAAAAAUCCGAGAGACAUGGACUGGUUGAGGGCAGAAGCUGGUACCAACAAGACAGGAAGCUCAACAGGGACCAGCGCCCCUCUGAGAACCACCCCCCACAAAGAAACAGAGACACCUAUGGGAAACACUUAUCACACCGUGACAACCAUAGUAGAAGGUUCCAACCCUAUGGGUCCAGCCGUUACUCAAGGGGAGCAGGAGGAACUAACUCACGGAGUACAAAUUAUAGAGAAGUGUACAGGCCUCUGCAGCCUCCGAUCAACCAAGCCCCUCCACCCCCGGCCUUACCAGUUCGAGACAGACUGUCUCCUAGAGAUACAGGAAGGAUUGACUCGAUCAGAGAAGAAUCUAGCUCCUGCAAAAGGACAACCCCUACCUCUGCAAAGGGGACUCCCUUGAAUGAGUCGAAACUAGACCAAACAACUGAAGCUCUGAACGCAGCAAGAGAGGAACUCAGAGUUACAAUGACCCAAUACAUCUCGUGUACUGAUCCAGCUGAAAGUGCAGCACGUAGGGAAAGAGUGAGACAGGCUGAGCAGAAUGGCAUAAUAGAAGACUCUGUUUCUCAGAUGGCGCGUGCAGCAUUAGCUCGGCAUCAAAGCCCGAAGACCUGUCUAAAUAGCCCAGACAGAACCCCAGCACUCCAUCGGCUAGGGUCUUUAAACCCCCAGGCACAAGAAACAGAAAAUAUUCUUACCGAGAGCCCAAAAAGAACUCCAGCUCUUCUUCGCCUAGGCCAAGCAAGUCCCCCUAACCAACUACCUAAUCCACCCACAGAAUCAGCUCCUGUUAGGCGUAAACCCGGUAGACCACCGGGCACAAGGAAAGGUGCUAGUAGCCCCAAAUCCUUGGUGGGCUAUAAUUCCCGAAAACGCAAGGUUCAGCAGACAAAACCUCCAACUUGCAAGCGCAAACUCUCAGUGAAAACGGGCAACGUCUUAGAGGCAGGGCCGUCCCGCCGGAAGAAUGGGGAUUCCCAAAAGAAGGGUAGACAGAGAUCAACCCCUUCUAACUCGGACAACCAGCCUAUCUGCAAUAUGAUACCAGCUACAACAAAGAGGAAGAAGGCGGA